Molecule: messenger RNA, 605 nt
Organism: Apis florea (little honeybee)
Lineage: Eukaryota; Metazoa; Arthropoda; Insecta; Hymenoptera; Apidae
Biological process (GO): negative regulation of cell migration
Cellular component (GO): Sin3-type complex
Source: RefSeq, a predicted model, not a curated record
UAUAUUAUCGAACUGAUGUCCAACAAAAAUCAAAUCUUUUCACCGGAAAUCAAACUUAUACAAAGUAUGCAACAGAGCCAGCGCCGUGAGUCUGCGCAAAGAAGUUCUCAAAUCUGGCCGUCACCUGUAUUGAAAAGAAGCAGUCUGAAAAUAACGUGCAAAAUGUUUAGUUUUCAUAAACCAAAAGUGUAUCGAUCUAGUACUGGAUGUUGCAUCUGUAAAGCUAAAUCAAGCAGCUCAAGAUUUACAGAUAGUAAAAAAUAUGAAGAUGAUUUUAUGGAAUGUUUUCAACUUGAGGAAAGAAGGACUGGAGAAAUUUGUAAUGCAUGUGUACUUUUAGUAAAAAGAUGGAAAAAAUUACCUGCAGGAAGUAACCGCAAUUGGAGACAUGUUGUAGAUGCACGUGCAGGACCUGGUAUUAAAUCAUUGACAAAAUUUAAAUCAAAAAAUAAAAAGAAAAUAAAAGAUAUACCGGAAAAGUUUGAAAAGAUUAUGAAGAAAAAACAUAUGUAUUUAAAAGCAGAUAGAGAUCGGGAACAAAGCCCAGCAAUGAGUGAUGAUUUAACAGGUUAGUAAUAUUAAAGUUUGUAUUAUUAAAUAAAAAA